This is a messenger RNA of Ostreococcus tauri, 1131 nucleotides long. RefSeq names its product WD40 repeat. The transcript has a single exon. Bases 1 to 1131 code for a protein of 376 amino acids. Gene Ontology annotation, molecular function: protein binding. The record is from RefSeq and is a predicted model, not a curated record. Gene Ontology annotation, biological process: protein ubiquitination. Lineage: Eukaryota; Viridiplantae; Chlorophyta; Mamiellophyceae; Mamiellales; Bathycoccaceae.
AUGACCACGCUCGAUCUCGGCGCUCGCGCGCGAGCCAUCGUCGCCGCUCCGAGCGACGACGCCUCGCACGGUGACGAGCGCGCUUUGCAGUCGAGCACGUUUUACGUCCCGACGAAUGCGCUGCGCGAGGCCAACGCCCUUCGCGUGAUCACCCUGAGCGCCGACACGCGCUCUCCGACGGUGUCACGCUCGGUUUCGUUGGAGCACAGAGCGUGCGAGGACAUCGAUGUCGACGCGAGCGGGUCCACGAUCGUCGUCGCGUACGAGCACGUGGGGUUGGAGACGCGCAGGACGAGAGGCGCGGCGACGGUGAGCGCGUCCACCGGGACGACGACGGAUCUUCGAUUAAACCCCGGAAUCUCGGCGAGCGAGGAGAGAGAGUUCGAGACGGUGAAGUGCGCGAAAUUUAACGCGAACACUGGGGGUUUGGCGACGGUGGAUGAGUUUAAGUUUCGGUCGUGGAGUCGGAGGGACGAUGGAGCGUUCGCGUGCGCGUCCGCGGGAGAGACGCGAUCGGACGGGACGCGAUCGGAGGUCAUGGGUGGGAUGAACACGACGCAGGACGGCGUUGGGACGGGAUCGUGGGACCCACACGGUGGGGAAUCGUUCGCGUGCGGCGUGGACGCGGACGUGGUGGUGUUCGACGCGCGAAGCGGCGGUCGGGCGCAAACAAUCGAGCGGGCGCACGUGCAGCAGACUCGCGACGUUCAACACAACCCGAAUCGCCCACACGAGAUGAUGACGUGCGGUGACGACGGGCUGCUCAAGUUUUGGGACGCGCGCGCGCACGAGCGCGCGCUGAAGGUUGUCUCUGGGCACGAACACUGGAUUUGGCGGUGCGCGUACAAUCCCGUGUACGACGCCUUGACGCUCACGGCGAGCUCCGACGGCACCACGCGCGUGUGGUGCGACGACGACGCACUUCCGAAUGAUUCCAAACCAUCCAAAGCGCGCCGCGAUCGGUCGAGUUCUGUUCGAUGCGUCGCCCGGCGGGUCGCGCGCGACUCCGUUUCCGUGCGCGCGUGCGCGUGGAGCUCCGCCGACCCGUGGACCCACGCCUCCGUCGCCGCCGACGGCCUCGUCACCUUCAACGACGUCCCUCGCGAGGAAAAGUACCGCAUUCUGCUCUAG